CUGUACCAUUUUUCUAGAUUCCACAUGUAUGCGUUAAAAUACAAUAUUUGUUUUUCUCUUUCUGACUUACUUUCUGACUUCCUUGAAUGUCCUAAUGUAGUUCUCUUCCCGACAUGGCACAAUCAAAAUGUUCAUAAUUUUCCUUCACUUUUAUUUUGUAACUUGAAGAAAAAUGGACAUUGCAAUUUUUAGUGUCCUCAGUUCCUUCAUUCAUGUUUAUUCAUUACAUGAUAUUAUCAUCCAAGUACUGUGAUAGGUGUUGUCACCAAACAAAAUUAUGACUUAGGAUUCGUGUUUAACAUUUUGCACAGAGAUUUGAUGUAAUUGUUCUGUACCUUUUCUAGCGAUUACAAAUGUGUUUCCCUUUCUAGGAAAUGUGCCUCUUUCCCCCCCUUCCCAUUAACACUUCAGUUAAGCUUGGAAGAAAGAUGGAGAAGAAGGGGGUGUCUCGGCCCCCAGCUGGGUUCCCUCACCGACCCUUAAGCAGAGCUCUAUUGCAGCAAUAACGCCAGCUUCCAGUACCUGUUUAUUUAUACAGUUUUAUCCCUGCUUGCCUGUCAUAGACAUGCUGUUAAUGGUCUUUAUAUCACUGGUACCUGACACAAAAGGUGGGCUCAACAGAUGCUUACUGAAUAAAUAAAAUGCCUUUUGCCUACUUCAUAAUGUCACCUAGGACACCCUCUGCCAACUUCACAAUGUUACCCAAGGCAUAGUUUUGCCUACUUCACAAUGUCACUUUCAACUGAUCCUGCACAGAAAUGGGGACUUCACAGGGGUUUUGGGGAUAUAUCUGGUUUCAGACCCGUCUGAAUCACUCGCCAGUGGUGGAUCCAGCCAAUGAAGAGAAAAGCAAACGAUCCAAAGUCUUGAGCCGCAGCCAAUGGAUUUAGGUUAAACAGCCUGAGAUGGAAGGGCACUAAUCCUGGAGUUAGAAGAACCAGUGAAGACCUCUCCAGAAUGGCGAAGAAUCGGAGCUGCGUGUAGGCAGGGGUAUGCAUUUCUCCACGGCCCAGGGGGUCUCCUCCCAGCUGCUGCAGACGAGUGGCCGGCCCUAGAGGCUAGCGGUGUGGACAUGAACUGAUUUGUUCCAGCCCUGGGCCGCCAAACCUCCCGAGGAGUGAGGAGAAAGCAGCACGUAGCCUCGGCAGGUCCCAGAAGUGCAGGAGGGCAACUGUCCCAGCCCUGCCCACAGGGCGCUAGAGGGUCAGAAAGGACCCGCCCUUCCCCGACUGGGGCCCAACAGGGCGAAGGUUGUCCUCAAGGCCACGUGAGGCUUCCUCGCCUCUAAAAGCCCCAAACAGGCCGGGCUCAUGAGAGAGGAAAGUUAAGGACGCCCCAAACUCUGCAUCGCUGCGCCCCGCUACCGGCCGCAGAACCGCUCUGCCAACAGCCGCCUAGUCCAGCCGAGCGGAGAUCGCGGCCGCCGAGCGAUGUCCCGCCGCAGCCCGGACGGGAGCCUCGGGCUGCCCUCGCCGCCGGCCCCGCUGCUGCUGCUGCUGCUGCUGGCCGCCGUGGUGCCGCCGGGCCUGGCAGGGGUCUACUAUGCAACUGCAUACUGGAUGCCUACUGAGAAGACAAUACAAGUCAAAAGUGUCCUAGACAGGAAUGGGGAUGCCUAUGGCUUUUACAAUAACUCUGUGAAAACCACAGGCUGGGGCAUCCUGGAGAUCAGAGCGGGGUACGGUUCUCAAUCCCUGAGCAAUGAGAUCGUCAUGUUUGCAGCCGGCUUUUUGGAGGGUUACCUCACUGCCCCACAUAUGUAUGACCACUUCACAAACCUCUACCCACAGCUGAUUAAGAAACAUUCCGUGGUGGAUAAAGUACAGGAGUUUUUAACGAAGCAAGAUCAGUGGGCCCGGGAUAACAUCAAAAAUAACAAGGAUGACCCAUUUUGGAGACACACAGGCUAUGUUAUGGCACAAAUGGACGGGCUGUAUGUAGGGGCAACGAAGAGGGCUAUAGUAGAAGGAACAAAGCCCAUAACCCUGUUCCAGAUUCAGUUCCUGAAUGCUGUUGGAGAUCUGCUGGACCUGAUUCCCACACUUUCUCCCACAAAAAACUCCGGCCUGGAGGUUUUUAAGAGAUGGGACAUGGGACAUUGCUCUGCUCUCAUUAAGGUUCUUCCUGGAUUUGAGAACAUCUUUUUUGCUCACUCAAGCUGGUACACGUAUGCUGCCAUGCUCAGGAUAUAUAAACACUGGGACUUCAACAUCAUUGAUAAAGACACCAGCAGUAGUCGCCUCUCUUUCAGCAGUUACCCAGGGUUUUUGGAGUCUCUGGACGACUUUUACCUUCUCAGCAGUGGUUUGGUAUUGCUGCAGACUACAAACAGCGUGUAUAAUAAAACCCUACUGCAGCACGUGGUACCCCAGUCUCUCCUGGCCUGGCAAAGAGUCCGGGUGGCCAAUAUGAUGGCAAAUGGAGGCAGGCAGUGGGCAGAGGUCUUUUCAAAAUACAACUCUGGCACGUAUAACAAUCAGUACAUGGUCCUGGACCUGAAGAAGGUAAAUCUGAACUACAGCCUUGAUAAAGGCACUCUGUACAUUGUGGAGCAAAUUCCUACGUAUGUAGAAUAUUCUGAACAAACCGAUGUUCUGCGGACAGGAUACUGGCCCUCCUACAACAUUCCUUUCCAUGAAAAAAUCUACAACUGGAGCGGCUAUCCAGUGUUGGUUAAGAAGCUGGGUUUGGACUACUCUUACGAUCUGGCUUCACGAGCCAAAAUCUUCCGGCGCGACCAAGGGAAAGUGACCGACAUGGAAUCCAUGAAAUAUAUCAUGCGAUACAACAAUUACAAGAACGAUACUUACAGUAAGGGUGAUCCCUGCAAUACCAUCUGCUGCCGUGAGGACCUGAACUCACUUAAUCCAAGUCCUGGAGGUUGCUAUGACACCAAGGUGGCAGACAUCUACCUGGCAUCCAAGUACACAGCCUAUGCCAUCAGUGGGCCCACAGUACAAGGCGGCCUCCCUGUUUUUCACUGGAGCCGUUUCAACAAAACUCUCCAUGAGGGCAUGCCAGAGGCCUACAACUUUGAUUUUAUUACCAUGAAACCAAUUUUGUAACUUGACAUAAAAAGGAGGGAGAUGAGACACCAAGGGCACUAUUUUAACUAUGUUUUCCCAUUCAGAAUUAGUCUUAAUAAAAUAUAUUCAAUCCAGGCUAUCACUUUCA
Balaenoptera musculus (blue whale) is the source of this 3174-nucleotide messenger RNA. RefSeq names its product phospholipase B domain containing 1 (gene PLBD1). Gene Ontology annotation, molecular function: glycerophospholipase activity. Gene Ontology annotation, biological process: phospholipid catabolic process. Gene Ontology annotation, cellular component: extracellular region. The coding region runs from base 1431 to 3065 and encodes 544 amino acids. The record is from RefSeq and is a predicted model, not a curated record. NCBI's taxonomy places the organism in Eukaryota, Metazoa, Chordata, Mammalia, Artiodactyla, Balaenopteridae. The transcript has 11 exons.